AUGGAUUCUUCAAAUUCAGCUGAUAAACCCGUGAAGUUUAAUUUCACGAAGGACGGUUUAUUUACAUUCAAACGCUAUGAAACUAAUGAAGCUUCAGAACAGAAUUUAAUAUCACUUCGAAUUGGAAAGAUUCUUAUUGAAAUUAAAACACCUGAGUUGGCGAAUGAAGUUCGAAAGAUCUUGAGCUCGGCUUUGGAAAAGCAUGUAUCUAAAGAAGAAUUCCAAAAUCUGAAACGUAAUUCAAAAAUAACAAAUAAUGCUGUUUCAAUUACUCCUGAAACAGACCCAGCUAGUCACGAUAAUACUAAUCAACUCCCUAUGGUAUCAGAAAAUAUGGCAGUAUCAACUAAUUCUGAACAAAAAGUUAAUUUAAUGAAAAAGUUGAGUCAAUCACUUUCAGAUUCUGAGGAAGUUAAAGUUGCAAACAAAUGUACUUCCUCGAGUUCCUUCAAUUCUAUUCCGAUAGAAAAAUCAGAUAUAACUAUUUUAUCAUCUGGGGAAGAAGAUGAAAAACCACCUGUUACUGCAAAAAUGAAUCCUCAAGUUGCAGAAGAUCAGUUAUUGCAUUUAUACUCGUCUAUUAAUAAAAGUUUUAAAAUAAAGGAUUGUCAGACUGUAUACAUUGCAAAUAAUUUCAAAACUGAACCUGUCAGCGAUAUGUUAAUUACUGAGGAUGGAGUACUUGUGACUGUAAAAUUGUGUACACCGGAGAAAGUAAAUAUUGAUUUAAAAAUAGAAAAUAUUAUACAAUUUAUGUUCUACACCGGUGAAAGUUGUGCAAUGUUCAUAAUUUAUGAUAAUAUAGCUCUUGAAAGUAUAUUAAGUGCUUUCAAAAUCAAGGAAAAUGACGAAUUUUAUGAUCAGCAUUUUAAAAGUGCCAAUAGGAAUGUAAUGACAUCGUUUUUUUCUAUAAAAAAAAACGAAAAAAUAAAGUUCGAGUCAAUACUUUCUAAGUUACCCGAAGAAAAGAUAACGGUUAUUGCCAUAGACCGUGUUAUAAAAGUACUUCAAUUAUAUAACAUGGAUGAAAAGGAGGUCAAGAAAUUUGAAAAAGAAGAAUCACAUAUUACUUUUUGGUAUAGUUAUAAAUUAAGUAAAGCGAAUAAACGCCGGUCAUUGGUCUUCAGCACAAGCUUUUAUAAUUCUUUAACAAUGAAAUUUUCUAAUGAUAACGAUAAUACAUCAAAGAGAAGAUAUGAAAGAGUGAUACAAACAACUAAAAAUGUAGAUAUAUUCAAGAAAGAUUUUAUUUUUGUACCCAUUAAUGAAAAAUUUCAAUGGUUUUUGGCAGUGAUAUGUUUUCCUUACCUAUCAGAUGUAGUUAACUUUCGCGAUGAUUCACCACUCAACGUAUCUGAUAAUCUUGUUGAUGAGCAUCCACAGAAAAUAGUUGAAUUAAAAAAUGAAGAACGUUCUGAAGCUGAUCUUAAUAUUGAAGAUUUUAGGAUGUUCAUUUUAAAUACAAAAGAUAAACAAGGGGUUUAUUAUGACUCAGAUGUGAUAACUUUGAAAAAAAAAAGACGUGCACUAGUUAAACGGCCUUGCAUUUUAAUACUUGAUUCUUCAUCUGCUGGUUUUCAUCGUGCUAGAGUCACAGCCACGCUACGUGAAUGGUUACAUGAAGAAUACAUUGCUAAACACAAAGGCAAAAAAAAAGACUUUAGUUCUAAAGUCAUGAAAGGAUCUUUGGUUAAAGUACCUCAGCAACCUGAUAAUAUAGAUUGUAGUCUCUAUAUGAUUCACUUUUUAAAAAUGUUUUUUGAUAAACCGAUCAUCGACUACACUUUCCCAAUUUUUCACUUGGAAAAUUGGUUCUUUAAGGAUGACGUGGUUAAGAAUUGCCAAAAACGGAAAGAAGUCCUGAAUACUAUCAUAUCUAGAAUGAAUGUAUAUUUGCCUAAUAAUUACGAAUUGCCAGCUAUCAAAUUCGAUGAUUUUUAG
Rhopalosiphum padi (bird cherry-oat aphid) is the source of this 1941-nucleotide messenger RNA. RefSeq lists its product as uncharacterized. Gene Ontology annotation, molecular function: SUMO-specific endopeptidase activity. Gene Ontology annotation, cellular component: cytoplasm; nucleus. The record is from RefSeq and is a predicted model, not a curated record. The coding region runs from base 1 to 1941 and encodes 646 amino acids. The transcript is spliced from 17 exons. NCBI's taxonomy places the organism in Eukaryota, Metazoa, Arthropoda, Insecta, Hemiptera, Aphididae. Gene Ontology annotation, biological process: protein desumoylation.